Messenger RNA from Selaginella moellendorffii, 635 nucleotides. Its product is annotated as ubiquitin-conjugating enzyme E2 28. NCBI's taxonomy places the organism in Eukaryota, Viridiplantae, Streptophyta, Lycopodiopsida, Selaginellales, Selaginellaceae. Gene Ontology annotation, biological process: protein polyubiquitination. The record is from RefSeq and is a predicted model, not a curated record. Gene Ontology annotation, molecular function: ubiquitin conjugating enzyme activity. The coding region runs from base 83 to 529 and encodes 148 amino acids. Gene Ontology annotation, cellular component: nucleus. The transcript is spliced from 4 exons.
UAUCUAGAAAGUUCUUGCGUGCCCUUGUUAGGGUUUUGUGGGGGAGCGACUAGGGUAUUGCGAUUUGCUUGCUGCCGCGGCCAUGGCGUCCAAGAGAAUCCUCAAGGAAUUGAAGGACUUGCAGAAGGAUCCGCCCACGUCGUGCAGCGCAGGUCCCGUGGCGGAAGAUAUGUUUCAUUGGCAAGCGACGAUAAUGGGUCCGCCCGAUAGCCCCUACGCGGGCGGUGUGUUCCUGGUCACUAUUCAUUUCCCCCCCGAUUAUCCGUUCAAGCCGCCCAAGGUGGCAUUCAGAACAAAGGUGUUUCAUCCCAACAUCAAUAGCAAUGGUAGCAUCUGUCUCGACAUUCUCAAGGAGCAGUGGAGCCCCGCCUUGACAAUCUCCAAGGUGCUGCUAUCAAUCUGCUCGUUGCUAACCGACCCAAACCCCGACGAUCCCCUCGUCCCCGAGAUCGCCCACAUGUACAAGACCGACAGGCCCAAGUAUGAAUCCACCGCCAGGAACUGGACGCAGAAGUAUGCCAUGGGAUGAGCUCGGGAGGAGCGGCGAUUUGUGGACGCAUUGGCUCGCUAUGAUGUUUGUGAUACCUUUUGGUUGCUUAUAUAAGUUGAAGUAUUUGUUUUAUGCUUUGCAAUUC